CUGCACUCGUCUCCUUCUCCACUCCCUCCUUUGGACAUAAAGCUCCUUGUGUUUGCUGCUCCCCACUGGUUCCUCUGUUAUUGUGCCCUCAACUCUCUCUAUCCAUCUGUUUCCAUGACCAGGACUUCAGGAAUCAGGCUAAACUCACGGAAACCUCCCGAAAUCCGCGUCUCCACUUGACCAGGCCGGCUGAACGGUUGUUUUCUACGCCCUUCUGAGUAACUGCUCAGAGAGACUUUACUGUAGUGUGAGUCCCAGUCUCCUGCUUUUUCUGUAUUAAUCUCUUGAUGUGGAUGAAAACACACACGAGAAAUAAUGAGUGAAGAUGGCAAAAGUGCUUCAGGGAACCUGGUUCUGGGUGGCUCUGGGGCAGGACUUGUGCUGACUGGAAAUGCAGGCAACACAACUUCUGCUAAAGCUGGCCAGCAAGCAGAGGAAGAUUUUGUUGCAGCCACUAUAAAUCUAAAAAACCUUGAGAAAAAUGAGGUAAAGACUCUCCUGGAGGCCCUGAAGCCAUAUGAAAACAACAUGAAGCUCCUGACAACGAAGGAUUUGAGUGCCAGUGCUGGACUUGGUUCUUUGGGAUUGGGACUCAACUCUACAGGGAUGAUGCAGAAGGAUCUCUCUCUGGAUGCAUCAGCGAAAGCACCAUCUGUUUCCAUCAAUGGCUCAAGCGGAGAGCUAAAUGCUGAACAUGGGAUUAGUGGUAAAAUAAGUGGUCCUACUCUCAAUGGAGACCCUCCAAAACUCUGUGUCCAAACACCAUCAGCUGAUUCUACACUGACCGGACUGAAAGGGCCAGAGAUUAAAGCAGAUUUAGGUGGCACUCCACAGAUCAAGUCUCCAAAUGCUUCCCUUAACAUUGAGAAGCCAAACCUUAAAACAGACACGUACAAUGCCCCCAAAUUUACAAUGCCACAGUUUUUUCUGCCUCAAAGUGAAAAACCAAAACCAGAAAAGGAGCUAUCUGGAGUUGUAGACCUCCCUUCUGUCAGUGAAAACCUGGAGGCACCAAAUCUCAAUAGAUCAGCUCCUAAGUUAAAUUACAAAAGUCAGGAUUUAGAUUUGAAUGGACCUGAUGUAAAAUUAGAAACACCAAGUGCUGAUUUUAAGGCACCUUCUGGCAAAUUCAACGUUAAAGGACCAGAUGCUGACUUAAACGCGGAUCUUUCAGCCCCUGAUGUCGAAGUCCCCACAUCAAAGAUCAAAGGUAAUUUGAACGCACCAAAUGCUGACAUCAAUUUGCCAAAAGCCAACCUUAAAGGCCCAGAUGUAGAUGCUGAGACCCCUGAUCUUGACGUUGAUGCCCCGUCUGGUAAAAUCCACUGGCCCAAGUGGAAACUCAAAGGCCCCAAGGUUAAAGGACCAGAUGCUGACUUAAACGCGGAUCUUUCAGCCCCUGAUGUCAAAGUUUCCACACCAAAGAUCGAAGGUGAUUUGAACGCACCAAAUGUUGACGUCAACUUGCCAAAAGCCAACCUCAAAGGCCCAGAUGUAGAUGCUGAGACCCCUGAUCUUGACGUUGAUGCCCCGUCUGGUAAAAUCCACUGGCCCAAGUGGAAACUCAAAGGCCCCAAGGUUAAAGGACCAGAUGCUGAUGUAAAUGCGGAUCUUUCAGCCCCUGAUGUCAAAGUUUCCACACCAAAGAUCGAAGGUGAUUUGAACGCACCAAAUGUUGACGUCAACUUGCCAAAAGCCAACCUUAAAAGCCCAGAUGUAGAUGCUGAGACCCCUGAUCUUGACGUUGAUGCCCCGUCUGGUAAAAUCCACUGGCCCAAGUGGAAACUCAAAGGCCCCAAGGUUAAAGGACCAGAUGCUGAUGUAAAUGCGGAUCUUUCAGCCCCUGAUGUCAAAGUUUCCACACCAAAGAUCGAAGGUGAUUUGAACGCACCAAAUGUUGACGUCAACUUGCCAAAAGCCAACCUUAAAGGCCCAGAUGUAGAUGCUGAGACCCCUGAUCUUGACGUUGAUGCCCCGUCUGGUAAAAUCCACUGGCCCAAGUGGAAACUCAAAGGCCCCAAGGUUAAAGGACCAGAUGCUGACGUAAAUGCGGAUCUUUCAGCCCCUGAUGUCAAAGUUUCCACACCAAAGAUCGAAGGUGAUUUGAACGCACCAAAUGUUGACGUCAACUUGCCAAAAGCCAACCUCAAAGGCCCAGAUGUAGAUGCUGAGACCCCUGAUCUUGAUGUUGAUGCCCCGUCUGGUAAAAUCCAAUGGCCUCAUAAAAAAUGGAAGAAACCAAAAUUUCAUGGUUCUAAAGAUGAUCUGGCUGUAGAUGCAAACAUUGAUACACCAAGAGUUGAACUUUCUGCUCCAAGAGCAGAAGGUGAGCUGAAUGCACCAGAGAUUGACAUUAAUACGCCAAAGACAGACAUUAAAGCCCCUGAGCUGAAUGCUGAUGUUGAAUCUCAAUCUGGUAAAAUAAAUUGGCCUCACUGGAAAUUGAAAAAGCCCAAAGUUAAGGGUCCCAAAACAGACUUGGAUAUAGGAGACCUAAAUACAGCUGAUGUGAAUCUCACAGCUCCAACCGUCAAGGGUGACAUUAAUGUUCCUAAAGCUGAGUUGGAUCUCCCAAAGGCUGACCUCACAGGCCCUGAUGUAGAUUUUCACGGUCCAGAUCUUGAUGUAGAUUCUACCUCAGGAAAAAUCAAUUGGCCUCAUCAAAAAUUGAAAAAACCCAAAAUUCAAGGACCAAAAGCUGAUGUGGAUGGUAGUUUCAAUGCACCAGAUGUUGAUCUUUCAAGCCCAAAAGUAGAUGGUGAGAUCAGAUCACCAGAUAUAGAUGUGAAUUUACCUAAAGUUGACUCUAAAGUUAAAACACCAAAUGUAGACCUAGAGUCCCCAUCUGGAAAAAUUAAAUGGCCCACAUUUAAAAAGCCAAAGUCGGCAGUUGCUCGGCCAAAGGUAAACAGCCCAGAUGUUGAUUUAAAUGCUGAUGUUUCAGCUCCUGACAUCAAUCUCUCAGCUCCAAAGAUGGAUGGGGACAUUAAUGCCCCUGAUGUAAACGUAAAUAUGCCAAAAGCAGAACUGGAUAGCCCCAAGUUAAAUGUUGAUGCUCCAGAUGCAAAUGUCAGCGUUCAUCCUGGAAAACACAAAUGGUUCACCUUCAAGAAAUCAAAAACUGGUACAGUGAAGGCACCUAAAGCUAGCCUCAAAGGGCCAGAAGGCGAUCUCUCUCCACCAAAAAUUGAUGGCCUAGAUGCUGACCUAAACGCUGAUGUUUCAGCCCCUCACUUAAAUCUCUCUGCUCCAAAGAUUGAUGGUAAGAUGAACACACCAGAUGCCAGUUUAAAUUUACCAAAAGCAGAACUGGAUGGCACCAAGAUUGAUAUUAAUGCUCCAGAUAUGAAUGUUGGCAGUCCUUCUGGAAAAACCAAAUGGUUCAAUUUCAAGAAGCCCAAAUUUGGAACACUAAAAGGACCAAAAGCUGACAUUGACACUGACCCGGUGGUACCAGAUGUUGAUCUUCAAGGGGCUGAAGUAAAUCUGAGCGCACCAAAGGCCAAUUUUUCUGCACCAAAAGUUGAUGGUCUGGAUGCUGAUUUAAACGCCGAUGUUUCAGCUCCUCACUUAAAUCUCUCUGCUCCAAAGAUUGAUGGUAAGAUGAACACGCCAGAUGCCAGUUUAAAUUUACCAAAAGCAGAACUGGAUGGCACCAAGAUUGAUAUUGAUGCUCCAGAUUUGAAUGUUGGCAGUCCUUCUGGAAAAACCAAAUGGUUCAACUUAAAGAAGCCCAAACUUGGCACACCAAAGGGACCAAAAGCUGACAUUGACACUGAUGUCAAUGUACCAAAUGCUGACCUUAAAGUGCCUGAGACGGAUUUGAUUGCAGCAGAUCUUUCAACACCAGUUGUAGACUUGCCUAAAUUAGAUGUUGAUGCCAAUCUAAAAGCACCAGAUCUUGAUCUUUCAGGCCCCAAAACUAAAAUAGCCCUACCACACUUAAAAAGUCCAGGCACAGACAUUACUUUGCCCAAGGGUAAUGUAAAGGGGCCUGGUCUGGAUCUACCAAAUGCAGAUCUCAACUUGUCAGCACUAAAGAUGGAUGCCACAAUGAAAUCUCCAAAUGCAGAUAUUAACCUGCCCCAAGCUGACCUCAGAGGACCUGAUGGACAGGUAAAAACACCAAAUCUAAAGUUGGAUACAAACCUUGGUGACUUCAAAAUGCCUCAUUUUAAGGUACCAAGCCUUGAUCUUUCAGGCCCUAAUGCAGAAUCUCCCAGUAUUCGUGCCUCAGGUGAGGCUGGAAUUGACUCUGUAGCCAACAUUUCUGUUCCUGCAGUACAUUUAAAUGCACCAAAGUUGAAGGAAGAUGCCCAAGGACCCAACAUUGAUAUUAAAUCUUCAGAAAUUGAAGCUGAUACAGAGAAGUCCAAUUUCCCCCAGAUAAAAAACAUUUUUGGAGCUAAAAAGGAAGCUAAAGUGGAUAAUACUGACGCAAAUCUUGAGGAAGGAGAUGAUCAUGCAGAUGCUUCAAUAUCAACUCCAGAAAUCCCACGAUUCAAGUUACACAGACUGCCCUCACACAGCAUUGAUGGAACUGGAGAACUACCUGAUGUCUUAGGCCUAUCCAAACCUGACUCAAAGGAAAAAGAUUUUGUUAUCAGCAAAGGCGUCCGACUGCCAGUGCUUAAUACAACAUCAAAAGCGGGGAACAAGAUUGACAUUAUGGCAAUAUUGAAAACGUCAAAGGAAAAAGUAAUGUAUGCAUCUCAAACUGAGGGCAACAAUGACCCAGAUCUUAAGCUUGCAAACCCAAGUCUGAGCGCCAGCGCCUCUGCAGGAAAUGCACCUAAAAUAGGAGGACCCUUCAAAACUGAAAAUCUAAAGUCUGUGCUGGGCCUGGAUGCUCCAGAAGCUUCAGCAGCAUCAGAUGAGAAUAAGAAAUUAUCCCUGAGCCUCUCCAACAUGCUUGGUCUUAAGAUUGAUGAUGAUGAUUCAGAUGUCUGAAUCUAAUGAGAUAAACCUGAAAAUUUUAGCUUCUGCUCAGAAAAGUUGUAUAAACCUGUACUGUGGUCAGUUUCACACCUUAGUUUGUAUUCAAAAGGUCAGAAAUGUGGAAAAAGCAAACCCCCCACUGUUAUGAAUUCAUCCUUUUUAAGCAAGUUUUUAUAUGUAAGCUAUGUUUAUAUUAUUUAUAUCAGCUCCAAUUUUCUAAACAUUUUCAUUUUUUCUAAGUACAUAUAUCGAAGAUCAAAGUGGGCUGUUGAAGUUUCUGAUUUAAUUUUAACAUUUUGUAAGCUUAGAAGAUGUGUGUGUGUGUGUGUGUGUGAGUGAAUGUGUUUGUAAAUCUUUGCUCAAUAAAUUCCUCAAAUUA
Messenger RNA from Nothobranchius furzeri (turquoise killifish), 5317 nucleotides. Its product is annotated as neuroblast differentiation-associated protein AHNAK. Gene Ontology annotation, cellular component: costamere; nucleus; cytoplasm. Gene Ontology annotation, biological process: regulation of RNA splicing. NCBI's taxonomy places the organism in Eukaryota, Metazoa, Chordata, Actinopteri, Cyprinodontiformes, Nothobranchiidae. The record is from RefSeq and is a predicted model, not a curated record.